AUGGACGCGAGUCAGUCGUCGUAUGAGAAGCUCAUAGUGCAGUUCAGGUCCAAUGACGUCGACAGCAAGGUUGAUGCCCUAACGAAGCUACAGACGCAUUUUGAAAAGGGCGUCUUAGAGAUCCCGGACGCUGACACCCUCAUCGGCAUCCUGAAGGCCUGUCUACGAACGUCUAACCUCCACCUCACAAAUGCCACACUGUCUGCACUUCCAGCCAUACUGCCAUCCUUAAUCACACGUCCAUCCGGUCUUGCUCAAUCCAACAUCGUCAACCCCGCUGCCUCAUCAUCAACAUCCUCCGCUUCUCCGUCCGGAGGCUUUGAUACGGUUACGCUUCGGUCAGCCCUAAACGCGUUCCUGCCGACGGGCGGGGUUGUUGACCGUCUCGGAGACAAGGAAAAGACACAGGCAAAAGCGCGUGAAACAUUGGUUCUGCUCGGUGGAUAUGCUUUCAGAGCUAGUAGUGGAAGCACCAUUUCGACGAAGUCCGGCAAAAUGCAAGAGACCCCCAUCGCUAUUUUUGAACGUGUCUUGAGGGAAGGUGGCUUGGCAAGCAAAGUGUGGAAAGUGCGAGAGCAGUCUAUCCUGACUUUGGUUCAUAUCCGGCGUGCUCACCAUCUUUUCCCGAUCCGCCCUUACCUUUCUCUUCUCGUCGACUGCUUAGAAGACACCGAUGCACACGUACGUGACUGUGCGCGUCAAUCCAUCAUUGAGCUGUUCUCUGGUCCUGGCGUUACCGACGCUGCCCGUGCAGACUUGAAGAAAGAAAUGACGAAGAAAGGUGUCAGGAAAGCGAUCGUAGAUGGGGUACUUGCGAAACUACUGGGUGGAGCUCCUCAAAAAAACGAAGGCUCAGAAAAUGACGACGUGCCAGGAGGCAAAAAGGAAUACGUCCCGCCUAGUUUGGCCCUUCAGGGAAAACGCCCCCGAGUAGCUAGCCAGACCCAAUCCCACAGCAACGCAGGCCCAAGUACAACUAUUGCACGGUCUGUAAGCCAACCGAGCGUCCUUUCUCGCCCCGCAAGCCGAGCUGCAAUGGUCUCGCCACCGCCACAAACGCCGACCGCAGAGGGCGUAGAUGUCGAGCCUGUCUACAUUGCGUCAAGCCGAGACUUGGAAAGUGAAUUCGCGGCCAUGCAAAAAAUGUUCGAGGGAAAAGAAACUGAGCAAAACUGGCUUGGAAGAGAACAAGCUAUCCAGCGAGUUCGAGGAAUGCUCAAGGGUGACGUCCAUACGCGAUACCCUGAGCCAUUCCUACUAGCAUUGAAAGAAGGAUUCAUUCAGUGGUCGCUCAAAACACUUGCGAGCUUGAGGACCACUGUUGCUGUGAACACAUGCCUCCUCUAUGCCGAAUUAAGCCUGGCCCUGGGGCCUUUACUUGACCCUCAUUGCGAGCUUCUUUUAACUCAUUUGUUGAAGAUGGCAGGUUUUACCAAGAAGCUGACUGCGCAACAAUCCCAGUCCGCAGUUACUGUCAUUCUCACCUAUUCAUCCACCCCCCCAAGAAUAAUUAUCCCAAUGCUUUGGUCAUUACUUCAAGAAAAAACCGUCCAAGCACGAGUGUAUGCUGCUGGACACUUUAAACAUUACCUAGAAGUCCAUGGCCAUCGUUCCAAGACGGCAAUUGAGACAUCGAGCGGCCUGGAAACCCUGGAAAGGGCUUUGAAGAAAGCACUCGCUGAUCCGAAUCCUUCUGUUAAAGACGGUGCCCGCCAGUGGUUCUGGGCCUUUGAAGACGUCUGGCAAGAUCGUGGGAUAGCUAUUCUGGAAAGCUUGGACGCGAUUGCACGAAAGCAACUAGAGAAGGCGUGCCCGAAUCCAGAAGUGCAAGCAGUACUACCGCCGACAACUCCAAAGCAACCAAAAAAAUCGAGUGUUGCUGCUGCCAUCGCUGCCAGUCGUGCUAAAGCAAAGGCAAUCGCAACUGCGCCACCUUCACUGCGCCACCAAGCUACAUCCUCUUCCUAUGCUGGAGGAGCCCAGCGAAGGGCUGGUUCUCCGAGUAUAUCUCCGAGGCAAUCUCUCACUCGACCUGUAUCUCCGCUGAGAGUGGCUACGUCCCCUCCUUCACCUAGUCGGCAACGUAUUGUUUCUGCGACUUUGACACGUUCAACGAGCGCAACAAACCCAUCGACGACGACGCCAUCACAUUCCCGAACACCGUCGGCUGAGAAGUUAGUAGACAGUGCACGAUCCGCGUCCCCCUCCCUGUCAGAUUCGGGAGCAAGAAGGCGUACAUCCUCCCCUCUAUCUGGUGCCGCUACCGGUUCCAGUAUUCGUGAGGCUCUUGCAACUGCCUUACCCGCUUCGCCUCCACCUUCAGUUGGUCAAAUAUCCCCUACCCCACGCGGCCCGGCCACUAGAAAUGGCGCCGCUCCUCUCCUAUCACGACAAUCCUUGGCCCAGAUCCCUGCUCACGACGACGCCUCUCUUCUUAUGGCACAAACUGUUCCGAUACCAGAAGACGACACAGAUUCAGAACACUCGAUUAACCUUAUGUCUUUCUCCGCUCCUUUCGAAAAAUAUCCUCCCAAGCAGUCUGUUUCUGAUUCAAGACCGAGUGCAUCUGUGUCGAAUGCCCUCUCAUCGGGGUCUAUCUCAGACAUGACGGUCAGCCAACAACCGAUCGUCGAGGAUGCUCUCCGAGCACGAGCGGAGCAAGCAGAGAGCGCUGCAGAGCGACUCCUGGAACUCGUGGAACCCGAGGAUGAGGGGAUGAUGCAUCAUCCUUCACUUCCUGCUUCGUUGUUGAGAACAACGAAUGGGCAGAAGCAGCCAACCCCCAAGCCAAAGGCAAAGCCUGCGCCACUGCCAAUAAAAUCAGGAAAAGCGGCGCCUGUGACCCCCAGCAAUCGAGCCAGUAUGAUUAUGAGGCAAGCUGCCUUGUUUACUGACAGUCCAGCGCAAAAUGGGAAGUCUGGAUCUUUACUUGAUGUGCUGCAGAAUCGGAAGCUAGAGACGGGUUGGUGGCUCAAAAGAAAGACACUUCUCGCACAGGCAACUCCUGUCAGUGCAAUUGUCUCUCCAGAGAGAGUGCAGGAGCUUGACGGCCUAAUAGCCAGUCUGGAUAGCGGCCAGGCGGAUGUUGCAACCUUAAAACAAUUGGCCCUUAUUUGCAUGGCCAAUACGGUUGCAGACCUCCCCUCUCCCCCACUAAGUCUUGAGACUUUCCCUACCAGCCCUACGCCAUUAGACACAUCACGUUCGAUACCUGCGCUAUACUCUGAUAUAUGGGAGAAGAACAACACCUUCGACAAGCUUUUCAAGGCUUUGAUCAAAUAUUCAGUGCCUACCAGGACAGAGGAUGAGCUAGCCUACAGCCUUAUAAUUGCGUGGGAAAUGCUCGAAAGUCAAUCAGUUUAUCUCGAGGGCAAGGAAGGUGAUAUGUUCUUAAUGAUCUUAAAUGUUCGCUAUUCCAACACGGCGAAUGUUCUGGAAGGAACAAAUGCAAUCCGAGAUGCUCUUACCGCCAAACUCGAUCCAGUAUACGGCCUGACGACGAUGCAUGCAAGCCUUAAGGUUUUCCACUCAGAAGCACCACCGAGCCCUGAUGAGGAAGAAAUGAAGGCUGCAACCUAUGCCUUUGGUCUGAUGGCUCUAGGGAAAUUCAUCCUCCGUCUGCCAGCUGAGAUAGCAGAAGAAGAGCUUCCUCGCCUCAAAGGAACACUGAUUACAGCUCUAAACGAUCGAUCCUCUCUCAUUGUGCGAGAGUCGGCUGCCGCGUCUAUUAUCGCUGCGCAGCUCGUACUGCGUGACGAGACCCAUCUAUUUACGCUCCUUGACGGACUUGCGGACGAGAAAAAGAAUCUCCUCACAUACUUGUUCGACAAGCAUUCUGCUCGUAGCGUUGGCAGCCCUAACCCCCAGACCGGAAUGGACAAGCUGGAAAAGGAGAUGAGAAGACUAGACAAUCGCACAAGCACGCCUCUUCGAGGUGGGCUUUGA
Cyclocybe aegerita is the source of this 3945-nucleotide messenger RNA. Lineage: Eukaryota; Fungi; Basidiomycota; Agaricomycetes; Agaricales; Hemipholiotaceae. The record is from the annotation of a GenBank genome assembly.